This is a messenger RNA of Pipistrellus nathusii (Nathusius's pipistrelle), 1029 nucleotides long. Lineage: Eukaryota; Metazoa; Chordata; Mammalia; Chiroptera; Vespertilionidae. The record is from the annotation of a GenBank genome assembly.
AUGGAGGCUGUGGCGGCGGCGGCAAGGGAACCUGAUGAAGGCUGCACAGAGCCCAGUUCUGGGCACUGGGGAGAGCUGAGCUGGAUGCCAGUCCCAUCGAGACCCCUGGACAAGGUGGAAGCAGCAGAGGGAGCACCAAAGGCCCCGGGCAGUGACGCCUCCGGGACUGAGAAUGUAGCAGUGAGUGCCAUGCUGCAUGCCGUGGCUGCCAGCCACCUGCCUGUAUGCAGCCAGCAGCAAGGAGAGCCUGACCUGACGGAGCAGGAGAAGGUGGCCAUCCUGGGCCAGCUGUAUCACGAGAAGCCACUGGUGUUUCUAGAGCGUUUCCGCACAGGCCUCCGCGAGGAGCACCUGGCCUGCUUCGGCCACUUACGUGGUGAUCACCGCGCGGACUUCUACUGUGCCGAGGUAGCCCGGCAGGGCACCGCCCGGCCCCGCACCCUGCGUACCCGCCUGCGCAACCGGCGCUAUGCUGCCCUGCGUGAGCUCAUCCAAGGGGGCGAGUACUUCAGUGACGAGCAGAUGCGGUUCCGGGCUCCACUGCUGUAUGAGCAGUACAUCGGGCAGUACUUAACCCAGGAGGAGCUCGGUGCCCGCACCCCAGCCCACCAGCCACCCAAGCCCGGCUCCCCCGGCACACCCGCUUGCUCACUCUCCGACCUGCUGCUGCAGUCCUACCAGGAACAGGAACUGCAGCAACGGCUGCUCCAGCAGCAGGAGGAGGAGGAGGCCUGCCUGGAGGAGGAGGAGGAAGAAGAAGAGGACAGUGACAAGGAAGACCAGAGCUCUGACAAAGACUCGGAGGCCUGGGUCCCCGACUCAGAGGAGAGGCUGAUCCUGCGGGAAGAGUUCACCAGCCGGAUGCACCAGCGCUUCCUGGAUGGCAAGGACGGGGACUUUGACUACAGCGCCGUGGAUGAUAACCCCGACUUCGACAACCUGGAUAUCGUGGCCCGGGAUGAGGAGGAGAGGUACUUUGAUGAGGAGGAGCCUGAGGAUGCACCCAGCCCGGAGCUAGACGGGGACUGA